This is a messenger RNA of Ostreococcus tauri, 1563 nucleotides long. RefSeq names its product SET domain. Lineage: Eukaryota; Viridiplantae; Chlorophyta; Mamiellophyceae; Mamiellales; Bathycoccaceae. Gene Ontology annotation, molecular function: protein-lysine N-methyltransferase activity; protein binding. The coding region runs from base 1 to 1563 and encodes 520 amino acids. The transcript has a single exon. Gene Ontology annotation, biological process: peptidyl-lysine monomethylation. The record is from RefSeq and is a predicted model, not a curated record.
AUGCGCGACGACGAGGACGACGACGACGUCGAGCGCUCGUUCAAUGCGUGGACGAAGACGCGGGAUAUUAUCGUGCACGCGUCUUUGCGACUGGACGGCGACGAUAGGCGCGGAAGGCGCGUCGUCGCGACGAAUGAUGUUCCGUGCGGGACGCUGUUGUGUUCGAUACCGAAAGCGUCGUGUUUGAUGACGUCGACGAGCGCGUUGGCGACGCUGUGCGCGAGCGAGCGUGCGAAAGAGGCGUUAUGGAUGUUGGAGGAGGCGGCGCUCGUGGCGUGCGUGGCGUACGAGCGGAAGAUUGGGUCGAAGAGCGCGUUCGCGAGGUAUCUGGGCAUCGUGCCGAGGCGAGAGGCGUUGCCCGGAUGUCGGGAGUCGGAGGGUGAGGAUGACGAGGUUAGUAGGGCUUUGAGAGGAACAAGCGUGCGGUUGACGCUUGAAGACGAUCGUGAGGCGAUGGAGGAGGACCACGCUCGCGUGGUGGAGUUUUACGAGGAGCACGUUAAGGUACCGCCGCCGACGCUUAACGAGUUCAUCGAGGCGGCGAGUCUCGUCGCGAGUCGCGCAUUCUUCGUCGAUGAAAAAGAGGGACAAGGAAUGGUACCGUUCGCGGACAUGUUCAAUCACAGAGGAAACGGAGGUGCGCACUUUGACGUCGAGGGAUGCGAUGCGGAAGAAGGUGACCAGGAUGCGUACCCGGACGCGUUGCGCCUGGUGUCGUGCAGAGACAUCGCGCGCGGAGAGGAAGUUUUCAAUUCAUUUGGAGACGAUCAUGAUAACGCCAUGCUGUACACGAAGUACGGAUUCGUUGAAACGGAUGGGCGCAUCGAGCAAUGUCGCCUCUCCUCGAAUUUUUUAUUGGGCACCGAUCGGUGGGAGAAUAUCCCCAAAGGUGCGCUCGGCACUUUCUACGCUCUCGCGGAGUGGUUUCUGGAGGAAUACGAUGGCAUAGAAUUCGCGUUAGAGUACGCGUGUGAAGAUUCCUCGGAGGACGUGACUAUGACAGCGGGACUUUUAGCGCUUUGUUACGUCGCCACGAUGUGUCAGGACAAGCCGGAUGAGUGGUGGGAGUCUGAAUUCAGCAAGGAAGUAGACAAGAUGCUGCCGCGUGACAUUUUCCAUCGCGCGCCACAAGUCGACGACAUGAAGCGAAUAGACGAAGAUAUUCUCCGCGAAUUGAUCGCCCAUAGGUUUUUAGAAUUCCUUACGCGCGAGGAGUACGAGCGCUACGAUGGUAAACAGUCUUUCUGGUCGGAAGGCACUUUGGAUAUCCAGCGGCUCGUGCAAGUCAUGGCUCAGGAGAUGAAACAAUGCGAAGAGCGCCUCGCUGAGCUGGACGAUGAGAAAGAGAAAGCCGAGCCGGGUUUAGGACUCGCGGGUACGUCAGCCGCGAUAUUAAUUAGAUACCAGGAGCUUCAAAUGCUCCUGACUUUACUUCUUCGGUCGCUGAGCGGUUUUGAAGAGGAAGGUGGGAAAAGUGCUGACGAGAAGCCGAAGAAGAAGAAAGCGAAACUCAUCGACACUGCGGGGCCUCGAUACGGUCCGACGGUGUACAUCUCAAAGUAA